Molecule: messenger RNA, 526 nt
Organism: Dentiscutata heterogama
Lineage: Eukaryota; Fungi; Glomeromycota; Glomeromycetes; Diversisporales; Gigasporaceae
Source: the annotation of a GenBank genome assembly
CAGCAGUAGUGAUGAACUUAUUGAUGUUAAGAAAGGAGAAAUAAGUAUUUUGAAAUCUGAGGAAGCAAAUAACGUGAUUACAAAGUUGAUGCAGACAGUUCCAGAAAUGAAUAAACAUAUAAAUAUUAAUGAUGAUAGUAUGAGCAAUACAUUUGGUUCAGAUAGUGAUUUCAAAAUUUUUAGAAGUGACUCUGAAGUUAAAACUGUUAAAAGUCACAAUAUUAUAUCCUUAGAAUACUUGAACAAUACUAUUAAGCAAUUGGAAAAAAAAAAAUCAAGACAUAGCCAUGAAAGGAUUGAGGCAAGCAUUAUUGUGGCAGAAGCAGCUAGAAAAGGUGUUUAUCAUGCUCGUUGCAUACAUGCAUGGGCAAUAAAUUAUAUUAAAAAUAGUGAAUUCUCAAUUUCAAGACAAGGCAAACAUCCAAAAACUUGGAGUUUUUUAUGGGAUGACGAUGUUUUGAUUCAGAUCAAGUCAUUUCUUCAGUCAAAUAAGUGGAAUGUUAAUCUAGACGAACUGGCAAAACAU